Messenger RNA from Felis catus (domestic cat), 5740 nucleotides. It is a transcript of the gene LCLAT1, whose product is annotated as lysocardiolipin acyltransferase 1. Gene Ontology annotation, molecular function: acyltransferase activity. Gene Ontology annotation, cellular component: endomembrane system. The record is from RefSeq and is a predicted model, not a curated record. Lineage: Eukaryota; Metazoa; Chordata; Mammalia; Carnivora; Felidae. The coding region runs from base 1126 to 2253 and encodes 375 amino acids. The transcript is spliced from 6 exons.
CUGCCCCUCACCCAUUCACACUCUCUUGCUCUCAAAAAAUAAAUAAAACAUUAAAAAAAAGAGGUGCUCAACAUUAUUAGUCAAUAGAGAAAUGGAAAUUAAAGCAGUGAGCUACUGCACACCUUCUAGAAUGGCUGGAAUCCAAGAGGAACGGAUUUAUAUGUCUACAAAACCAAAACAAGACAAAAGUGAAAGGAUGUUUGUAGAACCUUUAUUUGUGGCUGCUAAAAAUUAGGUAAAACCCAACGUACAUUAGCAGUAGAACGGACAAGUCAACUGUGGUAUAUUUAUAAAAGGAAACAUUAUAAAAGCAGUUAAAGAAUGAACUGCUGAUACACGCGUCCACAUGAAUGGAUUUCGUAGACCUAAGGAGCCAAAGGAUUGUAUACCAUAUGAUUCAUUUAAGUGAAGUCCCAAAACAGGUUCAGCUAUUUCCCCGUCCUAGAAGUCGAAGCGGUGGUUCCUCCGGCAACCUUUUGGGGUAUUGGAAAUGUUGUGUAUGUUGAGUUGGGCAGUAGUUACAUGGGUGUAUGUAUAUGUAAAAACUCAAGUUGCACACCUAAGAUUUGUGCACUUUCUGUUAUCCUUUAAAGAGGUGCUAGUGAGAAUUGGCCAUGUUAGGCUAAUUAACUUGAUGAGGAAAACCAGCAGGAAUGAUGACAAGAGAGAUGCCUUGUAAGACUUUAAAAGGAGCAUGAGAGGCUUCAGGGGAAUAAAUGAUGAAAUCUAGAAUUUUUCUUUUGUGAUAAUUGUCUUGCAAAAGGCAAAUGUGAAAUCAAGAUUGUCAUAUCAUGCCGUUUUACAGUUUAGCCACAAGAUUAUGUCCCAAUCCCUUAUUAAUUCCUUGUCCUGAGAAUUAGUGCAUAGUUGUGAGUGUAACCUAAAUUUUGGUUAAUAUAAGAUACAUUAUGCAAAUAAGUUGAUUUUUAUUUCGUUUCAUUUUUGAAGGUGAAAAUUCUAAUCCAGUCUCUCUUUUUCAUCAUUGUGAAAUGUCUCUGUUUAAGAGAAAUCACUGUGUGGCUUUUUCCAUUCUAUGCUAAUUGCUCUUGGAUAACAGGACUCCUGUGAUCGCUUUGGCUGCAAGGUUUUGGAUAAAGUAAUGGAGCUGAGAAAAGCCUGUGAAUCAUGGUGUCAUGGAAAGGGAUUUACUUCAUACUCACUCUGUUUUGGGGAAGCUUUUUUGGAAGCAUAUUCAUGCUGGGUCCCUUUUUACCUUUGAUGUUUGUAAACCCAUCUUGGUAUCGCUGGAUCAACAACCGCCUCGUGGCAACUUGGCUCACACUACCUGUGGCAUUGUUGGAGACCAUGUUUGGUGUAAAAGUUAUUAUAACAGGUGAUGCAUUCGUUCCUGGAGAAAGAAGUGUCAUUAUCAUGAAUCAUCGGACAAGAAUGGACUGGAUGUUCCUGUGGAAUUGUCUGAUGAGAUAUAGCUACCUCAGAUUGGAGAAAAUUUGCCUCAAAGCCAGUCUCAAAAGUGUUCCUGGAUUUGGUUGGGCCAUGCAGGCUGCUGCCUAUAUCUUCAUUCAUAGGAAAUGGAAGGAUGACAAGAGCCAUUUUGAAGACAUGAUUGAUUAUUUUUGUGAUAUCCAUGAACCACUUCAACUCCUCAUAUUCCCAGAAGGGACUGAUCUCACAGAAAACAGCAAAGCUCGAAGUAAUGAUUUUGCUGAAAAGAAUGGGCUUCAGAAAUAUGAAUAUGUCUUACACCCAAGAACUACAGGCUUCACUUUUGUCGUAGACCGCCUAAGAGAAGGGAAGAACCUUGAUGCCGUCCACGACAUCACAGUGGCGUACCCUCACAACAUUCCUCAGACAGAGAAGCACCUUCUCUACGGCGACUUUCCCAAGGAGAUCCACUUCCACGUGCACCGCUACCCAGUGGACACUCUCCCCACCUCCAGGGAGGGCCUCCAGCUCUGGUGCCACAGGCGGUGGGAGGAGAAGGAACAGAGGCUGCGCUCCUUCUACCAAGGGGAGAAGAGCUUUCACUUCACCGGCCACACCAUAAUUCCACCUUGCAAGUCUGAGCUGAGGGUCUUUGCGGUCAAACUGCUCUCUAUACUUUAUUGGACCCUGUUCAGCCCUGCAAUGUGCCUCCUCAUAUAUUUGUACAGUCCUGUUCGGUGGUAUUUUAUCAUCACCGUUGUUGUCUUUGUGCUACAAGAGAGAAUAUUUGGUGGACUGGAGAUCAUUGAACUCGCAUGUUACCGUUUUCUACACAAGCAGCCACAUUUAAAUGUAAAAAAAAAAUGAGUGAGCUCGUAGGGUAACAACCCAAGGGUCUUUUGGAGAUGUGUUGAGCCUUUUUAAAUGGAGGUGCAUUUUUGCAUGACUAUGUCAGAUAUUUCUACUACCAUCAUUAUUUGUUAAAGAUAUUUUGCACUUAGUUUUGUGGGAAAAUAUUGCUACACACGAUUUUUUUUUUAAAUCUCUGAAUGUAAUUUCAAUACACGAAGCAGGGAGCGAUCGCUGUGAAAUAACUCGGGCCAGAGUUUUAUUAAGCAAUCGCCAGGCUGUUAAGGUACACAUACACGAUUUUCCUACAGGCCCAGUCCUCUUCCCCAACCGAUUCCCCAGCCAACUCCCCAGACAAGCAGCAGAUCUGGGGCUUGGGAGCACUGGCUCAGAUCAAGUGCUGGCACUUGACUGUUGAGGUGAGGGCCCUUCUUCCCAGCUCCCUCCCUCGGCACUGUCCCCACACUCAUUUCUAAACCAGUCAGACCACUGCAGCCUUCCUUAAGGCCAGAGACCAGAAAUCCCUUGCCCUUAAACCAACCAUUUCGAUAAGAAGCCCUUCAUUACUCAUAAAACCUUGGCAUUUAGCCUUGCACUGACCUAGACAUCAGAAGACCACCUGUGCCCUCUUUUCACACGAAGACCUGGACGUGUCUCAGGGAGCAACCACAGGCUCUCCACUUAGAAACCUUGGUUUGAGUUUUUAAAGGUAGGAAUUCAUACAGUUCUUCAUUUCUACGUACUCUAGCAUGCUUAGUGCCGGGGUCUCUGCUGCUUACUGGCAGGUGUAGCUCUUUCUGCGUAAAAACGAUACACAUCACAUCACUUACCUUUCUAAAGGAACAGCAUAGAGAAGGUUCUGUUCUUGGAGUCAGAAAUUCUCGAAGUUGUGUCUUUUGAAAUAUUUCUUUCAAACCUGCCCCCAGAGAGAAAGUUACUGUAUUUCUUGUACGUGCAUAGGUAUCUGUAACAUCUGCCACGAAAACAGACGGGGCAGUAAUGGUUUAUCCUAAAUUAUUCAACCCUCGUAGCCUUGACAAAGUUUACUCUUGGAACCAAAAUGGAAGCACGAAAAUGAACCCCUUUUUAAGGAUAACCAGGGCUCGCUCACUCUUUUUAGGCCCAGGCUGCUUCCCAGCAGUAAAAUUCAGACCCACUUUUGACCAGUUGUUUGCCUCAGUAGUCCUCGAUUUGGAGCCCAUGGGAAAUCCAGCAAACCAACAGCACCGAUCUCCUCUGAGGCAGAAGUGCGGGGUCAUGUUCCCCACCCUGCUGGGGCCAGGCACUGUGCUUUUCGUCAUAGGACGGGGGUGCUGGUCAGAGGCAGUGGAAAGCCUUUAGCUGUUAGCAAACCCGUCUACUUCACCCCUGCCUUGAACCAGCCUCAAAAGCCAUUGCUUUAUUACUCUUUUGGCAUGAAUGCCUUCUCCUUAAUUACGGCCUCUUUUUGCUCCACAGCGACUUUUAGCCCGACAAUUGAAGUGUGCAUUGCCGUGAAAGGUGAGCACAUCGUGAGCCCAACUUACGGAGGACAUUCUUUCAGAGUACAGGUUGCGCGUACGACGCUGUUGACACAUCACCUCUCCUGGGAGGGACCUGACCAGUGCCGCGCAGACACGCACCAGCCUGUAUUUAUCUGCUCCCCCAAGGCUGUUCUUAAUCCUGCCUGGAGCUACUAAUUCGUUAUUAUGAACAUCUGCUCUAAACCCAGCUGUUGAAUCUCCUGGCUUUUUCAGGUGUUUUCUUUUUUAGCUUUUUUUUUUUUUUCCUUAAUGAAAGAGUUUUCUAAUUUAGGUUUCUCUCAGACUUCCUUUUGGUUAUAUUUGGAAACAUAGAAGGAGUUUCACAGUCAGCAUCGCAUUCACAUUGUCCUGGGCGACAGAGAAAAGCUGUGUUUCCCGCCCCACACUUUAUACUGCCGCCCGCCGGCCUCUUCCAGCUUCUCGCGGCUCCUGGUUUAAGUAUAACCUCCAUACGAGGCGUGAGAUCCAUAAAAGAGGAAAUCUUUUUUUUUUUUCUUUCGUAGAAAAUGUUUUCCUUUUGAUCAUAAAAAAAUACACAUAGAAGAUUCAAACUUUGUUUUAUCUACCCAAAAUUCAUACACACUAAAACUGGGGAAUAAUAGACCUUGUACCUGCUGAAUCAGGAAUGAUGACUUCAAAAAGAAAAAAGCUGCUUCUUGUUGGUUUUUUGGUUUUGGGGGGAGGGGGUCUUCGUGUUUUUGCAACAAGGCGUCUUUUAAAAUCAUAAUUAUUUGUGUUCCCACAUAUUGGUCCUUUUCUUUUAAAAAGUGUUCAAGAACUAUUCAUUUGAUGAUUUGGAACUCAGAGCUUUGUAAAAUUGGUAACAAAACAUCAAGCAGGAAGUAAUUGAACUUUGGUGUCGUGAUCGGCCUCAGGAAUGCACCCCCCCUUCCCACCCCUCACCCUGGACUCCACAGCUACUUGUCAGGCUGCAUCUACACACCAUACCCCACCUCACACCCUCUCAGGCCCUUGAAGGUAAACCCAUUGGACCGUGAAACAUUUACAGUACUGUCUGUCCAAUUUGCUCGAUCUUCACUGUUUAGAAGCGUUUUAACUGAAGUGUGGUUUGUGUGGGCCGUGAACCAUUGUACUUGAAGUAGGCACCUGCAGGGAAGGGCACCGGCCAGGUCACACGUUCUAGCAGACCCCACUGAUGAAGCAGGCCAAAGCCAUCGUGCAAAUCAGCAGAAGCAAGUGGUGAGAGGCGGGAAGAAAACACGGUCAGCGGCCGUGAUUUGAAAGUCCUACUAAAACCCUUCCUUGUUUGUUGUAACACUAACCCACAGCUUAGGGAGAAAUACCAGCUUUCCUUCAUGUCACUUUGAAAUUCAUUCCUUCCUCCUCACCACAUCAGGAGUCAGACGUUGGUGGCCAAGCCCGAAUUCUGCAGAAAGGGGGCCCUUCUCGUUUCACCCGGGCCGCGACCAUGAUGCCCCUGUGCACUUCCCUAAUCGACACUCUGCUGGAGGGAGCCUGUUGGUAGCCAACUGUUUACAUUUCUUUAUAUAAAUAAUGUGCUUUCAGUGCCUUAGUUACGGGUCCCUUUUCUUUUUCUUGUUCCAGGAAUUCUGCAAUGUGUUUCUUAGGUAAAAGUCUCUCUUUGCUACUCACUGGGAAGAAAAUGGUUUGUAAACACUGGUCACUGUCGUAAACUUUGUGAUGACAUCCAGAGAGGAGAGCUAGAUGCUGAGGUGGCUUUUGCCUUAGAGCUGUUAUUUAUGCCGUAGGAAACAAAAACGGUCCCGUCACACCAUGAGCUUCAGAUUGGAGACGACCCAAAAGCCGCCUUGUACCGACCUUAAGUUUUUAUUUCAGAAGAGAAUCUUGGUUUUGGUAAUUUAUUUUUUAAAAGAUUAUGUACAAAACACCAAGUUUUAAAAAUAACUCACAGAAUGGCCUUAGUUUUCAAUGUCCACUGGUAUGUUUGUGAGUUGUGCUAUCUGUAAUUUACAUCCCAGAAUAAAGUGGAAUGAAUUAGA